Molecule: messenger RNA, 3690 nt
Organism: Nymphaea colorata (pocket water lily)
Lineage: Eukaryota; Viridiplantae; Streptophyta; Magnoliopsida; Nymphaeales; Nymphaeaceae
Exons: 13
Coding region: 267-3407 (1046 amino acids)
Biological process (GO): protein stabilization; telomere maintenance via telomerase
Cellular component (GO): cytosol
Molecular function (GO): Hsp90 protein binding; telomeric repeat DNA binding
Source: RefSeq, a predicted model, not a curated record
CCCUUGUGCAACUCUCUUCGAAAAGGAAGACCGAAGGGGCGGGUUUCUCUGGCUACUUCGGACGCGAACCACCAGGCAACAGCAACAGCUGCAACACCGGUCCAAACUCCGCGUUGCUCCUCGCCCCUUUUCGCCUCUCUCCGGUGUGCCCUGUUUCUCUUCCGGUGAGGCGGCGAGCGGCGGAGCAUGUCGAUGCUGUAGGCUUCCGGACGAUAUAAUUUGGCCCUCAGAAAAAAAGCCGCUCCCCCUUGUUCAGCACGCUCUCCAUGGAAGUGCACCAGGCGAAACACAGUUAUGAGGUUCGGGAGGAGGAGGAGGCGGAGGCGGAGAAAGAGUUCAGUUCUGAAGCCUCAUUUCUGAGAUUGGUUUCGGAUGUUGGUUUGGCCAUCGGCAAGUCCAAGCGCGUAGAUGACGUUGUUUGCGCCCUUCACUCGCUGGCCAUUCGUCUCUUCCAUGUGGAUUCUGCUCUUUUGUCAGGAUGCCUUGAUUACACUUGUAAAAAUCAGGUCACUCAGGUGAAGGUUCCAAGUCUUGCUAGCAGGGAAGUUUAUUGGCGCUGUUUUUACCAAGGAUCUCCUUUUGCAGCAUUUGCAAAGAUUUUACUCUAUGAUAUUGCUCUGAACUGGCUGCCUUGUUUUCCUUUGACGGCAAGGACACUUGUUUUUGAUUCUUUUUUUGUUAAUGCACCUCCAAGUGAGGCUAUUCAGGCAUUAAUUCCUGCCUUAUCUAACAAACAAAGUGGCUUGGACAAGAGAGCUAAUCUAGAUCUUGUUUGUUCAAAUGCUGAAAGGCUGUUGGUGCUUUGUUUGUUUGAGCAUCAAGGAGUAUGUCGUCUAGUAAAAGAGUUCACUCCAUCAGUGGUGACUGAUUGUACUGGUGGGCUACUGACAGAACAUAAUCUGGUGUUUGAAUCAAAGGUAGCACAGAUGGUGGUAUCUAUUCCUGACAAAGCUAGAAUUGGUGCCCUAGAUGCACUUUCUGCAUAUUGGUUCUUCAGGCAAGUUUCUAUUCAGAUUCUUGCUGUAAUCAAAGACAGUGUUCUAGCGGUUUCUGGAGGAGAAGAUUUAUCUUCUGCUUCAAAUGGUGCUUUUUCAUUUAUUAGUCAGUUGAUUUCUCGCAUUUGUAGACGUGGUUCAGCAGAUAUCCUACUUCAUGAGAUGUUUCUUUCUAUACUGAACGAUGUGCGUGGAUGUUUAUUAGCCAAUGUUGAUUCCUCACGUUUGACGGAAUCAAAUUCCAGAGUGGUAGUUUGGCAAGGUUUGGUCAGAGCAAUAAAAGACUCAUAUGCUGUAGAAAAAUUUUCUGAAGGAUUGUUGCUUCUGAUGUUCAGAAGGCAAAUUAAUGAUGAAGAAGCAUAUGGCGUACUCCAGAUUCUCUUUUCUAAAGCUCUUAAGCAUGAUCUGGCAACAAGGAAUCUGUUCACUGAGAAGUUUUUACUUCGGAAAGUGUUCCCCAUCCCUUGCUUGAGAUGGAUAUUGCAGUUUGCUGUCUUCCAAUGUGCACCUUCUACAAAUAUGCGUGAGGUACAUGCCACUCAAUGCUCUCUAGGGAUUUUUGGAAGCUUAAUCAAGUUAUGGUCCCAAAAGGAGUUCGUGCAAUCAUCUCCCAUGGAUCAACAAGCAUAUAUCUCUGCUGCUGUUGGUCUCAUUUUAGAAAAGCUUUCUAAAGAAAGUCUUGAUGCAAUAGAUGUGUCACACUUACUUCUUCAAGGAGUUAGCAAUAGAUUGGAGAACCCAGACCAUUUGAUUCGAACAAUGGCCAGCAGUGUGGCUUUGGCAUUCUCCAAAGUAGUUGAUCCAAAAAAUCCUCUUUUCCUUGAUGAUAGGUGUAAGGAAGAAACAGUUGAUUGGGAAUUUGGCCUCCCUUCUAAAAUUAAAGGGCUUAAGAUUGAUGUGCAUGAGACAGAAAACAAAGUAGAGACUGAGCAGUCUUUCCCUAUGCUCGACUCAGAAUUGAACAUUCAACCUGAUGAUGUCAGGCACGAAACAAAUGAUGAUAUGAUGACUGAAUCCUCUAAACAUGCUAGGAGCAAGAAUUUAGAUAGUAGAGUACCUGUCAGUGGCGUAAAGCUAUCUGAGACCACUUUAGUUGAUCCUGAUGAAAUUGUAGAUCCAGCAGCAUUAUGUAAUGAACAUCGUUAUGCGGAAGAUAGUGACGAUGCUGAAAGCAGGGACUCUGAAGCUUCUAGCGAAUCUUCUCUUCAACCAUAUGAUAUGUCGGAUGACAAUAUGGAUCUAAGAAGAAAAUUUUCUCAAUUGACAGAUAUUGUUACAGCUCUCCGCAAGUCUGAUGAUCCUGAUGGUGUCGAAAGAGCUCUUUAUGUUGCUGAAAAUCUCAUACGAGCAGCACCAGAUGAACUUCAGUAUGUGGCAGGAGAUCUUGCUAAAGCACUUGUUCAUGUCCGAUGCUCUGAUAUAGCUGUUGAGGGGGAAGAAGAAUCUGAUGAGCAGAAGCGGCAAAAAGCACUUGUUGCAUUGGUUUUUUCAUGUCCAUUUGAAUCUUUGGAUGUUCUCACUAAGUUGUUAUAUUCUCCAAAUGUGGAUAUCAGCCAAAGGAUCCUAAUCCUUGAUGUGCUGACAGAUGGAGCUCUUGAACUCUCUCAUGCUAAGAGCACUAUAGGAGUGAAGUGUCAAGAUCAAUCUCUUGUUUCAGUUGUUGGUUUAGGAAGUCGACCAUGGUAUGCUCCUAGUAGCAAAGGACCUGCUGGUGCUGGCCCCUGGAAGGAGAUUUCAGAGACUGACACAUUGCUGAGUUGGUCACAUAGGUAUGAGAGGAAACUCCCUACUAAAUCAGUGCAUCUCAAAAUGGGAAAGUCUCGAAGAUGGGGCAGCCAAUCAUUGAAAAUACAUGAAAACCUUGAGUGGACAAAAAACAGAUUUCCGAUGUAUGCUGCGGCUUUUAUGCUUCCAAUUUUGCAAGGAUAUGAUAAGAAAAUCCAUGGUGUGGAUCUACUUGGGAGGGACUUCAUUGUUCUUGGGAAACUGAUUCAUCUGCUUGGAGUUUGCAUGAAAUGUAUGGCUUUGCAUCCAGAAGCAUCAGCAUUAGCUUCACCAGUGCUCGACCUAAUUAGCUCAAGGAUGGUUUCUCAUCAUGCUGAAGCAUUUGUUAGAAGAUCAGCCCUUUUCACGGCUUCAUGUAUAUUGCUUUCUCUUCAUCCAUCAUUUAUCGCUUCCUCCUUGGUUCAAGGAAAUGAUAUUGCCAGAGGACUUGAGUGGAUACGAACUUGGAUUCUUCAUGUUGCUGAAACGGACAUAGACACUGAAUGUUCAUCAAUGGCUAUGGCAUGCCUUCAACUUCACUCAGAAAUGGCUCUUCAAGCUUUCAGAGCUGUUGAAUCAUCAGAUUCUUCAGAUGGAAGCAUUUCCAAUUUACUGAAAGGGUCUAUCAAGUUCAAGUAUAACAUGUAAAAUGAGAUUUGUCGUAGGUUAUUUGUGCAUCAAUCAAGUUUUAUGUUGCUCAUAAAUGUAAUGCCCCAUUCUGUCAUAUUAUCAGUGUGUAAUCGCUCAUGUAAAUUGAUGUGUAUCCUGCCUGCUGAUCUGCUAUCUGCACAAAAAUGGGAUAUGGCACUUACUAGAUCUACAGGCUGCAAACUACUGGAAGUGGCUUUAUCAUAAAACGUAGGAAACAAAUACAAUUUUCUGUGUACUGGGGGUGAAUCAAGGAAAACUUUCUAUGGAGCAGAAAAGGUAA